CUCUCAUACAAUGAGGUUCUCAACUUUCACUUUGCUUGCACAAGCAUGCGCUUUCCUUUCACCAACCCUCGCAAAUCCUACUCCCGAGCCACUUGAAUUCGUGAAUGAAUUUGGCGCGCUCGAAGCAAUACCUCCUCCCGAGGCAGGGUCACUUGCCCGCAGGACACCUCAGACUGGAGGAGAUGUAGCGUGCAAAAAUGCACCCAACACGAGAGCUUGUUGGUCGACAGGCUUCACCAUCGCCACUGAUUUCGACGCCAAGUCACCCAAUACUGGACGCGACGUUUACUACGAUCUGGAAAUCACGAACAGAACCGACAUGGCUCCUGAUGGCUUCAACAGAAUAGUGAUGGCCAUCAAUGGACAAUAUCCUGGUCCAACACUCUAUGCAGAGUGGGGUGACCGCAUGAUCAUCAAUGUCAAGAACUCACUGGAACAUAAUGGCACAUCCAUUCACUGGCACGGACUUCGUCAGCUCAACACCUGUCAGCACGACGGCGUGAAUGGCGUGACCGAAUGUCCCAUUGCUCCUGGACAGACCAAGCAGUACAUUAUCCGGUGCACGCAACACGGCACUUCAUGGUACCACAGCCAUUACUCUGCACAGUAUGGCGAUGGAAUCGUUGGUGCCAUUGUCAUCAAUGGACCGGCAACGAGUAACUACGAUAGCGACCUUGGUACUUUGACCUUCACAGACUGGUUCUACAAGACUGCAUUCGCGACCAAUGUCAUUGCGCUUCACAGCACACGAGGCCCUCCAACUCCCGAUACCGGCCUCAUCAACGGCACGAUGAAACGCGAUGAUGGCGGAGGAGCGUACCACGUCACCAAAGUCACCAAAGGAAAACGUUUCCGCCUCCGACUCAUCAACACCGGCAUCGACAACCACUUCCACAUCUCCAUCGACCAACACAACUUCACCGUCAUUACCUCCGACUUCGUCCCCAUAAAACCCUACGUAACCAAAUCCGUCUCCCUCCAAAUCGGCCAACGCGCCGACAUAAUCAUCAAAGCCGACCAAGCCAUCGGAAAUUACUGGCUUCGUGCAGACGUAGGCACAGACUGCGGCCGCAACCUCAUGGAAGGCAAAAUCCUCAGCAUAAUCCGCUACGACGGAGCGCCCUCUUCAAACCCCACCCAAGCCGUCUCCGAAAUCACAAAAUCCACAGGCUGCUACGACGAAACCGUGCGUCCCUACGUAAACAACACCGUCCCCUCCUCCGAAUUCAACGCCGUACGCCAAAACAUCGAACUAGACUUCAACCAAACCACCACCGCCUCCGGCGGCGCUUUGGUCCAAUGGCUAAUCGACGGCUCCGACAUGCGAGUCGACUGGUCUUACCCAACCCUCGGCCAAGUCCUAGACAAUAACAACACCUACGCAGACAAACAAAACGUCAUCGAAAUCGUACAAAAACCAAAUCAAUGGACUUUUUGGGUAAUUCAAACGAAACAAGGGGAUUUUGUCAAUUUACCGCAUCCGAUUCAUUUACAUGGUCAUGAUUUUUAUGUUAUGGGGAGUGGAGAGAUGGGAACGUGGAAUGGAGAUGUUAGUCAGUUGAAAUUUGAUAAUCCGCCCAGGAGGGAUACGGCGACGUUGCCGAGGGGUGGGUGGUUGAUUAUUGGGUUUCCGGCGGAUAAUCCUGGCAUGUGGCUGAUGCAUUGUCAUAUUCCAUGGCACGUUGGAGCGGGUCUGAGCAUGCAGUUCUUGGAAAGGAAAGAUGAAGUCAAGGCAGCUCUUGGGAAUCUUGGGGAUUACGAGAAGACUUGUGAUGGGUGGAGGCAAUAUUGGAAUAAGCCUGGCAGGCUGUAUGAGAUGGACGAUUCGGGUUUGUGAGGUUUCGUACGUUGUAGAAAAGUCCAAG
This is a messenger RNA of Cercospora beticola, 1865 nucleotides long. RefSeq names its product multicopper oxidase. The record is from RefSeq and is a predicted model, not a curated record. NCBI's taxonomy places the organism in Eukaryota, Fungi, Ascomycota, Dothideomycetes, Mycosphaerellales, Mycosphaerellaceae. Gene Ontology annotation, molecular function: copper ion binding; oxidoreductase activity.